CCGGUGUGGAAUAGGGAUCUCCUAACAGCACGCAUCCCUCCACACAUAAACCCGGCCCACCAGGAAUUCCUCCAACGAUUAGGCACCACCGCCGACGACAUCAUGUUGUCAACACCGCCGGAGGAAAUGGCCGGCCGCUUCUUCCUCUUUGGCCCAGGGGACAUGGCAUCGCUACGAAGGCAUGCUCCGGUGCACCUUACACCGCCAGUCACCAGCUUCGAGCUUCUGACUGCGGUCAUGUGGCGUUGCCGCACAGUGGCGCUCGGCUACGAGCACCACCAGCGGGUGCGCCUGAUGUUUUCUCUAAAUGCGCGUGGGAGGUGGAAGCGUCAUGCGCUCGUCCCACGUGGGUUCUACGGAAAUGCACUCUUCUACCCUGCGGUAGACACGACCGCCGAGGAACUGUGCUUCAACCCGCUUGGCUAUGCGCUCAAACUCGUCCGCGAGGCCAAGCGUGACAUGACAUACGACAACAUGGAGUCCAUGGUGGAUUUCAUGGCGUCUAUGCGUGGGCGGCCACCUCUCACCAUGGACAGAAUGUACGAGGUCUCUGACAUCAAGUGGGUUGGACAGGACGCGCUAGACUUUGGAUGGGCGAAGCGGGUUGACGGCGGCGUACCCAUGGUUGGGGACAUUGCCUGCAAGUCUGUGAGCUACCACAUGAGGUGCAAGAAUGGAAAGGGUCAUGACAUGAUCGCGGUAUCCAUGCUAUUGCCAGGACCUGCAAUGGACAAGUUCGAGAAGGAGAUUGAUGUUUGGGUGAACAACGAAAACUAUUUUUUUCCCCUCAAAUCAAACGUUGUUAACCCCUGUGCUUGCUUCUCUUCUGUGCCCUCGCAUUCCCCAUCCCCUCUGGAAAUAUCCCCACCCGCGCCGCCGCCGACACCCACCCCACCGCCGCCGCCGUCGCCGCACAAAGCUCGAGCAAUGGAACAAUCGCUGCCAACGACCGUGUCUACGUGCACCCCCGACACGGCGAUGGGCAAGCACGUGUUCAAGAUCGUCGGCUACCAUCUGCACAAGGGUUUGGGCGUCGGCAAGUACAUACGGUCCGCCACCUUCGCCGUCGGCGGCUACGACUGGUGCGUCCGUUACUACCCCGAUGGAUACUCAUCCCCCGAGUGCAAUGGCCACAUCUCUGUCUACCUCGAGCUCCUCUCCAGGAACGCCGAGGUCAGGGCGAACUACACAUUCAGUCUAAUCGACUCGGGCGGCGGCGGCGCGCAGCCAUGGUCGCCGUUCAUCCGCCGCUUCGCUCACAACUACACCUCCGUCGAUGCUUGCUAUGGAGCUGACAUGUUCAUCAAACAGAGUUCGCUCGAAUCGGUGCCGUACCUGCGGGACGACACCGUGGUGAUUGAGUGUGAGGUCAAGGUUAUCAGGUGCCCGCAGGUGCAGGAGGAGUCCGUGCUGGCCGCCACACAUAUCGAGGUGCCGCCCUUGGAUCUGCCGAACCACCUCAGAAAGUUGCUGGAUGGAAAGAGAGGAGCAGAUGUGACUUUUGAGGUUAAAGGCAAGGUUUUCCCUGCACACAAGAUUAUGCUCGCCACGCGAUCGCCGGUCUUCGAUGCUCAGCUCUAUGGACCUAUGAGCGAUGCCAAUGCCACAAGUAGGAACAUAAUCAUCGAGGACAUGGAACCCCCUGUUUUCAGGGCCUUGCUUCACUUCAUCUACACGGAUUCGCUGCCGGCUAUGGAUGACCUUGAUGAUGGUGAGAACCAAGAGAUGGUUAAACACUUGCUGGUGGCUGCCGACAGGUAUGCCAUGGACAGGAUGAAGAUGAUAUGUGAAGGUAUUCUCUGCAAGAGCCUUGACGUUGAGACCGUGGCGACGACAUUGGCGCUAGCUGAUCAGCAUCACUGCAGCAAGCUGAAAGAUGCCUGUGUUGAAUUCAUUCUCUCUUCAAACAGAAUGGAUGAUGUGGUAGCAAGCCAGGGGUAUGCACACCUCAAACGAUCUUGUCAUGCUCUCAUGUUUGAUGUCUUUGAGAGGGCUACCAAGUCUCGCAAAAUUUAAUAUGCUAAUCUUGAGUUAUGCCUCAAAAAUAGUCAGUUUAGUUGACAUGUCGAUUCAUCAAAGGUUUACCUGAAAUGAACUAGUUUCUUAUCUUGAGUUAUGCUGAUGUUGGGUUAACUUCUGGAUGACUAGCCACCUGUGUAAG
Molecule: messenger RNA, 2161 nt
Organism: Triticum dicoccoides
Lineage: Eukaryota; Viridiplantae; Streptophyta; Magnoliopsida; Poales; Poaceae
Product: BTB/POZ and MATH domain-containing protein 1-like
Exons: 3
Coding region: 103-2016 (637 amino acids)
Biological process (GO): protein ubiquitination
Molecular function (GO): protein binding
Source: RefSeq, a predicted model, not a curated record